CUCAACAUCAUUACUUUUGACCCUACUCCCUAAGGAAUAUAACAAAGUGCCGAUAACCAGGUCAACGCCUUGAAGAUGUCGUCUGCAGAAACGGUGGUUAUCGCUGGUGCGGGCAAUAUUGGCCAGUAUCUAGUCGAGGAGCUCAUUGAUGAUGCCAAAUACCGCGUCGCUGUCAUUUCACGCAGCAGCCGGCCAUAUCUCGAUGCUCUUGGAGUGGAUGUCCGAAUCGUAAAUGAGUACAGUCGCGAGUCCGUACUCCCAAUCUUGGACUCUCUCCCCAAGACUAGGGCCCUGAUAUCGACGCUGAGCUCCGACGAUCCCACGGUAUACACGCCGCUGCAUGAAGCAUUACUGUCUGCUUGUCGUGAUUCGAAAACCUGCAAACGUUUCAUACCGAGUGAGUUUCUCGGAAACACCAGAGACUAUGAAACUAUUCCACGCCCGAUCUAUCGCGCCCGUAGGGACUUCCGCGCAACCCUGACCAGCCAGAAAGACGUUACUUUCACGUUCGUCAAUCUUGGUUGGUUGGCCGAUUACUUUGUUCAAGCACCUGGCUCACACAAGACGUACAUCCGCCCAUUUCCACAGGGUUGGCCCAUUGAUUUGGAAAAGCGGACUGUUCGCGUCAUUGGCACGGGUGACGAACCUAUAGGUUGGACCGCGACAAGAGAUAUGGCCAGGGCCGUUGUUGCGUUGAUCCCCCAUGAUGACUGGCCAGAAUAUACUUGGGUCUAUGGCGAGCUGGGCACAUGGAAUCAGGCAAUCCAAACAAUCGAGAAGUUUUACGGAAUCGAACUGCAGCGAGAGUAUGUCAGCAAAGAGUCCAUAUCGGCCCGCCUCUCCAAUGAAAACGAGCCUGACAAGUGGUAUUCGGCCACUAUCGACGAGUGGUCACUCGUGGGUGCGACGGCAGUGCCCCGCCAGGAAGCCGAUCAGCAACGGGAAAAGUACUUCAAAGACGUUGGUUUCCGUGACAUCGAAGCGCUCCUGCUUAGCUCGCAGCAUGUGCCAGUUGUUUGAAGGAAAUGGGCUUGCGCUGACAAAUAUGAUGUUCUCUUGUCGCAACUCGCGAUCCUUAUCAGUACCCAAGUAUCCAUAACCCCUCACGAUCAACCACCCCGCUUUGGGUGGGCUGUUCUGUGUUUAUGAAAUCCUUCCAACUCCGCAGAACUGUACACAUCACUCUGGAAAUGUUUCCUGCGCCGUAGUCAAAGUUAAUC
Aspergillus versicolor CBS 583.65 is the source of this 1220-nucleotide messenger RNA. RefSeq lists its product as uncharacterized. The record is from RefSeq and is a predicted model, not a curated record. The transcript has 2 exons. The coding region runs from base 76 to 1020 and encodes 314 amino acids. NCBI's taxonomy places the organism in Eukaryota, Fungi, Ascomycota, Eurotiomycetes, Eurotiales, Aspergillaceae.